CAAGAUGGCUGGCGGCGGCGGUCGGGCCCCGGCGUGAGCCGAGCGCGGGCUGCAGCCGGAAGAUACCCUGGCCCAGUGGCCACUGAGCCCGAUCCGCCAAGCCGGCCGGGCCGCCUCCGGCCCGCCGGCGACUCCGGAGACAUGUCUCUGCUUUGCGUUGGAGUCAAAAAAGCCAAGUUUGAUGGUGCUCAAGAGAAAUUCAACACGUACGUGACCCUGAAAGUGCAGAAUGUCAAGAGCACGACCAUUGCUGUUCGAGGCAGCCAGCCCAGCUGGGAGCAGGAUUUCAUGUUUGAGAUUAACCGCCUGGAUUUAGGGUUGACUGUGGAAGUGUGGAACAAGGGUCUUAUCUGGGACACAAUGGUGGGCACUGUGUGGAUCCCACUGCGGACUAUCCGUCAGUCCAAUGAGGAGGGCCCUGGAGAGUGGUUGACUCUGGACUCUCAGGUCAUCAUGGCAGACAAUGAGAUCUGUGGCACCAAGGACCCCACCUUCCACCGCAUUCUCCUUGACACACGCUUCGAGCUGCCCUUAGACAUUCCUGAGGAAGAGGCACGCUACUGGGCCAAGAAACUGGAGCAGCUGAAUGCCCUGAGGGACCAGGAUGAGUACACAUUCCAAGAUGAACAAGACAAGCCUCUGCCUGUCCCCAGCAACCAGUGUUGCAACUGGAAUUAUUUUGGCUGGGGUGAGCAGCAGAAUGAUGAUCCUGACAGUGCAGUGGACGAUCGUGACAGCGACUACCGCAGUGAAACGAGCAACAGCAUCCCUCCACCCUAUUACACUACAUCGCAACCCAAUGCCUCAGUCCACCAGUACUCUGUCCGCCCACCACCCCUAGGUUCCCGGGAAUCCUACAGUGACUCCAUGCACAGUUAUGAGGAGUUCUCUGAGACUCGGGCACUCAGCCCCACAGGCAGUAGCCGUUAUGCCUCCUCAGGGGAGCUGAGCCAGGGAAGCUCACAGCUGAGUGAGGACUUCGACCCGGAUGAGCAGAGCCUGCAGGGCUCUGAGUUGGAGGACGAGCGGGACGGGGACUCCUAUCACUCAUGCCAUAGCUCGGUCAGCUACCACAAAGACUCACCCCGCUGGGACCAGGAUGAGGAGGAACUGGAUGAAGAGGAGCUGGAUGAGGACCUGGAGGACUUCCUGGAGGAAGAGGAGCUGCCUGAGGAUGAGGAGGAGCUGGAAGAGGAGGAGGAGGAGGUGCCUGACGACGUGGGCAGCUAUGCCCAGCAUGAGGAUGCCAUCGUGGCUGAGCCCAAAGACUUCAAGCGCAUCAGCCUCCCACCAGCUGCCCCUGGGAAGGAGGACAAGGCCCCAGUCUUGCCUGCUGAUGGAGACAUGGCCAAGGCAGCCCCCAAGCCACCCACUCCCGAGGAGGUGACUGUCACUGAUCGAGCACCUGAGCCUGAACCCUCCAAGGCCGAGGAGAGUUUCAGGCCACGAGAGGAUGAAGAAGGCCAGGAGGGUCAGGACUCCAUGUCCAGGGCCAGGGCCAACUGGCUGCGAGCCUUCAACAAGGUGCGGAUGCAGCUGCAAGAGGCCCGGGGAGAAGGGGAGAUGUCCAAAUCCCUGUGGUUCAAAGGCGGCCCAGGGGGUGGUCUCAUCAUCAUUGACAGCAUGCCAGACAUCCGCAAGAGGAAGCCUAUCCCACUCGUGAGCGACCUGGCUAUGUCCUUGGUCCAGUCCAGGAAAGCAGGCAUCACCUCAGCCUUGGCCUCCAGCACUUUGAACAACGAGGAGCUGAAAAACCACGUUUACAAAAAGACCCUGCAAGCCUUAAUCUACCCCAUUUCGUGCACGACGCCACACAACUUCGAAGUGUGGACGGCCACCACGCCCACCUACUGCUAUGAGUGCGAGGGGCUAUUGUGGGGCAUCGCGCGGCAAGGCAUGCGCUGCACCGAGUGCGGCGUCAAGUGCCACGAGAAAUGCCAGGACCUGCUCAAUGCCGACUGCUUGCAGCGUGCUGCGGAGAAGAGCUCCAAGCACGGGGCUGAGGACCGCACACAGAAUAUCAUCAUGGUGCUCAAGGACCGCAUGAAGAUCCGGGAGCGCAACAAGCCCGAGAUCUUUGAACUCAUCCAAGAGAUCUUCGCUGUCUCCAAGACCGCGCACACGCAGCAGAUGAAGGCAGUGAAGCAGAGUGUGCUGGACGGCACGUCCAAGUGGUCGGCCAAGAUCAGCAUCACGGUGGUUUGUGCCCAGGGCUUGCAGGCAAAGGACAAGACAGGAUCCAGUGACCCUUACGUCACAGUCCAGGUUGGGAAGACCAAGAAACGAACAAAAACCAUCUAUGGGAACCUCAACCCCGUGUGGGAGGAGAAUUUCCACUUUGAAUGUCACAACUCCUCUGACCGCAUCAAGGUGCGUGUCUGGGAUGAGGAUGAUGACAUCAAAUCCCGUGUGAAACAGAGGUUCAAGAGGGAAUCUGAUGACUUCCUGGGCCAGACGAUCAUCGAGGUGCGGACGCUCAGUGGCGAGAUGGACGUGUGGUAUAACCUGGAUAAGCGAACUGACAAAUCUGCUGUGUCAGGUGCCAUCCGGCUACACAUUAGUGUAGAGAUCAAAGGCGAGGAAAAGGUGGCCCCCUACCACGUUCAGUACACCUGUCUGCAUGAGAAUUUGUUCCACUUUGUAACGGAUGUGCAGAACAAUGGGGUCGUGAAGAUCCCAGAUGCCAAGGGUGAUGAUGCAUGGAAGGUUUACUACGAUGAGACAGCUCAGGAGAUUGUGGAUGAGUUUGCCAUGCGCUACGGUGUUGAGUCCAUCUACCAAGCCAUGACCCACUUUGCCUGCCUCUCCUCCAAGUACAUGUGCCCUGGGGUGCCUGCCGUCAUGAGCACUCUGCUUGCCAACAUCAAUGCCUACUAUGCGCACACCACCGCCUCCACCAACGUGUCUGCCUCCGACCGCUUCGCUGCCUCCAACUUCGGGAAAGAGCGCUUUGUGAAACUCCUGGACCAGUUGCAUAAUUCCCUGAGGAUUGACCUCUCCAUGUACCGGAAUAACUUCCCAGCCAGCAGCCCGGAGAGGCUCCAGGACCUCAAAUCCACUGUGGACCUUCUCACCAGCAUCACCUUCUUUCGGAUGAAGGUACAAGAACUCCAGAGUCCUCCCCGAGCCAGCCAAGUGGUAAAGGAUUGUGUGAAAGCCUGCCUCAACUCUACUUAUGAGUACAUUUUCAACAACUGUCAUGAACUCUAUAGCCGGGAGUACCAGACAGACCCGGCCAAAAAGGGGGAAGUUCCCCCAGAAGAACAGGGCCCCAGCAUUAAGAAUCUUGACUUCUGGUCCAAGCUUAUUACACUUAUAGUGUCGAUCAUUGAGGAAGACAAGAAUUCCUACACUCCCUGCCUCAACCAGUUUCCCCAGGAGCUGAAUGUGGGUAAAAUCAGUGCUGAAGUAAUGUGGAAUCUGUUUGCCCAAGACAUGAAGUAUGCCAUGGAGGAGCAUGACAAGCAUCGCCUAUGCAAGAGUGCUGACUACAUGAACCUCCACUUCAAAGUCAAAUGGCUCUACAAUGAGUAUGUGGCAGAACUUCCUGCCUUCAAGGACCGUGUGCCUGAGUACCCGGCGUGGUUUGAACCAUUUGUCAUCCAAUGGUUGGAUGAGAAUGAAGAAGUGUCCCGGGAUUUCCUGCAUGGUGCCCUGGAGCGAGACAAAAAGGAUGGGUUCCAGCAGACCUCAGAGCAUGCCCUGUUCUCCUGUUCUGUGGUGGACGUCUUCUCCCAACUCAACCAAAGCUUUGAAAUCAUCAAGAAACUUGAGUGCCCUGACCCCCAGAUCGUGGGGCACUACAUGAGGCGCUUUGCCAAGACCAUCAGUAAUGUGCUCCUCCAGUAUGCAGACAUCAUCUCCAAGGACUUCGCCUCCUACUGCUCCAAGGAGAAGGAGAAAGUGCCUUGCAUCCUCAUGAACAACACUCAACAACUGCGAGUUCAGCUAGAAAAGAUGUUCGAGGCCAUGGGAGGGAAGGAGCUGGAUGCUGAGGCCAGUGACAUCUUGAAGGAACUUCAGGUGAAACUCAAUAACGUCUUGGACGAGCUCAGCCGAGUGUUUGCUACCAGCUUCCAGCCACACAUCGAAGAGUGUGUCAAACAGAUGGGUGACAUCCUUAGCCAAGUUAAGGGCACAGGAAAUGUGCCAGCCAGUGCCUGCAGCAGCGUGGCCCAGGAUGCUGACAAUGUGUUGCAGCCCAUCAUGGACCUGCUGGACAGCAACCUGACUCUCUUUGCCAAAAUCUGUGAGAAGACGGUGCUGAAGCGAGUGCUCAAGGAGCUGUGGAAGCUGGUUAUGAACACCAUGGAGAAGACCAUCGUCCUGCCACCCCUCACUGACCAGACGAUGAUCGGCAACCUCUUGAGAAAACAUGGCAAGGGAUUAGAAAAGGGCAGGGUGAAAUUGCCAAGCCACUCAGACGGAACCCAGAUGAUCUUCAAUGCAGCCAAGGAGCUGGGGCAGCUGUCCAAACUCAAGGACCACAUGGUACGAGAAGAAGCCAAGAGUUUGACACCGAAGCAGUGUGCAGUUGUUGAGCUGGCCCUGGACACCAUCAAGCAAUACUUCCAUGCAGGCGGCGUGGGCCUCAAGAAGACCUUCCUGGAGAAGAGCCCAGACCUGCAAUCUUUGCGCUACGCCCUGUCCCUCUACACACAGGCCACUGACCUGCUCAUCAAAACCUUUGUGCAGACGCAGUCUGCCCAGGUCCAUGGUGGAAAAGGGACUAGGUUUACCCUUAGUGAAGACAUUUAUCCUGAGAAGGGCUCAGGUGUGGAAGAUCCUGUGGGUGAAGUCUCCGUCCACGUUGAGCUCUUCACUCAUCCGGGAACUGGGGAACACAAGGUCACAGUGAAAGUGGUGGCUGCCAAUGACCUCAAGUGGCAGACUUCUGGCAUCUUCCGGCCAUUCAUCGAGGUCAACAUUAUUGGGCCCCACCUUAGUGACAAGAAACGCAAGUUUGCAACCAAAUCCAAGAACAACAGCUGGGCUCCCAAGUACAACGAGAGCUUCCAGUUCACGUUGAGCGCUGACGCGGGCCCCGAGUGCUAUGAGCUGCAGGUGUGCGUCAAGGACUACUGCUUCGCGCGUGAGGACCGCACGGUGGGGUUGGCCGUGCUGCAGCUGCGCGAGCUGGUCCAGCGCGGGAGUGUCGCCUGCUGGUUGCCGCUCGGCCGCCGCAUCCACAUGGACGACACGGGUCUCACGGUGCUGCGCAUCCUCUCGCAGCGAAGCAACGACGAGGUGGCCAAGGAGUUCGUCAAGCUCAAGUCUGACACGCGCUCUGCUGAGGAGGGCGGUGCGGCGCCUGCGCCUUAGCGCGGCGCUCGCAGGCGGGAGGCACUGAACCUGCGCGGAGCGCGGGUGGGGCGGGGCUUGUGCCUGGGCCAGACCUCCCCAGGGGGGACACUCCGGGCUCUGCGCAGGGGGCGGGCUGCGCCUGCGCUCUUAAUUUAGGUUGCCUAUCUGGCGAAAUGUGCUUGGUUGACAUUCCGCCCCUUCCGGAGGACAUCCCCGGGGGCGCGAGGGAGGAAGAAGCCACAUCCCCUAUUUGAGGCCACGCCCCCAUUGUCUAGUGGGCGCUUCGGGCGGGGUUGGGGGAAACCCCAUCCCUCUGGAGGAGACCACUUCCUGGGGCUCUGGUACUGGAAGGCCGCGCCUCCUGACCCCUGGAAAAGCCAUAAGAUGGGUUCCAAUCCCCGGGCCCAAGACCAGUUGCUAAGUAUGUAACUCUUAGCUCCUUGAAGGGCAGGCCUUAGGCAAGGGGUAGGGCUUCCUGGAGCUCCCUCUUAGGUGGUUUGGGAGCUGGACGGACCAGGAUGCUGGUUGGAGGGCCCCGGAUUACCGGAGUCCUCUUUGAUGUUUGUGCAAAAAAUAAAUGGGGGGAAGAGGGAAGAUGGGAUUUCAAAAGCACAUGCGCCCUCGGGCGCCCAAACCCUGAAGGCCGAGGGGACUGCUCUGGGCACCAAGGCAGCCCCUAUUUCCCUUUGGAGGGUUGCCUUCCCCUCUCCCCCAACAUACCCAGCCCUCAUAUCUUAGAGUUCAACACACCCGUUUGACAGAUGGUGAAACUGAGGCCCAAAGAGCUGCUUGAGACUUGGCCAAGGUUCCUAGUGCCAUAUCCUCUCCCCAACCCCUUAGGCCUGGGUGCCCCAUGGAAGGGUGGGCUGAGAUCAGAUGACCUGACACAGCUCCCUGUUGCUGCUAACCCCCACCUCAGUGGUCCUUCCCCAAGGGGUGGGGGUCCUGGGCCAAAGCCCCUAUUACACCCUCCUUUUCUUGUUAGCAAGCAGAACCCCUGCCCUCAGCCUCUUCUGGAGCCCCAUGGGAGAUGCCCUGAGAACUCUUGACCUCCCACCAGAAAAGCCCAAGGAUUUGGGAUCCCCUAGUCCCAGGUUCCCCCAUUCCUUCUUUCUUUCCCGGAAUUCUCCAGGCAGGAAAGAACAGAAUAGGAGACCAGAAAUUCUAGAGUAUGUGUGUGUCAGAGAGAGAGAAUACAUAAACAUGCUUGGAGCUUAGUCUCCAAAAUCUCAUUCAUUCAAAUGCCCAGGCCACAGGAUUACCCCAAGUGGAGCUCCAGGGUAACUUAGCAAGAGAGUUAGCUUAUGAAGGCGGGCCUUCCAGGGCCUAUCUUUGCCCCAGGAUCUGAUUGAAAGUUCAGCAGGGCCUAUCUUUGCCCCAGGAUCUGAUUUUUCCACAUUGCACGCAUGCAUAUGUGACAUGGUUUCUUCUGUCAGAUUGGGACGUACAGGAUUGUGCUGAGCUAGGACAAAAUGAAAAUGGGGGGAGAUGAGUAACUGGGCUCCUGGAGGGACAGGCAUCACAUCAGAUGGGAAGGCUUUCCAAGUUGAACAAUGAGAUGGAACCACCAGGGACAGUGGGGAGUCGUGGCUGGAGAGAUCUGCAGAAGUAUCAGACCACACAGGGACUUGUAUGCUGCCCUGAAGACUUUCACUUUUAUUCUAAGACGAUUGGGGAGCUCUGGGAGAGUUUUAAAGUUGGAGAGAGAUUGGAUUUCAGGUUUCAAAAGCUGCCUUAUGAAGAAUGAAACCAGUGAAGAGGUGGGUGGGGGGUGCUUUUGGGUACUGAAAUUGAUUCUUGGAAAGAUGUUGGAGGCUAUAUAUUAAAAAGAAAAGACAAACCCUUGGCUCUUAGAUGAGCCCCUGCUCAGCUGAGUAGAGUUAUCCAGUUGUGCACUGCCCAAGGGUUUGGCAUAACUAAGGAGCCCUUAGAGAUGCAAAUCUUAGACAUUGGGUGUUGUAUGUUUACGAUGACGGUUUCCCCACAGGUGAAUGGCAAAGGUCUGGCAGUAGUGGAGCCACUUUCUAAUUUGUUUGAAGGCCCUGUGUGUCCCCUAAAUUUAGGCAGGUGUGGGUAACAGGUUCUAAACUAAAGGUUAUGAUGCAAGUUCUCAUACAGGAUUGAAGGAUUCUAGCCAGGGGCCCUGUGGGAGCAUAGAGUGAGGGACACGGACUGAGGGAUAGAUUUGAAAUGCAGACCAUGCCAGGUCUGGGGGUGUGGGUAGGGUGAAUGGAUGACUCAGGGUUGAGAAUACCAGUAAUGCCAAAGGGAAGGUAAUCUAUGACCUGGGGUGAGCUCUGAAAAUUUUUUCGAUGGCUGGAAGGAAAAGAAGGAGCCGAGCUGCCUGAGAGAGCUAUUUCCAAAAUGAUUCCUUAGGAGUUUUUCUGGUCACAUGUGUGUGUUUGUAGGAUUAUCCAACACUGGCCUAGGCAUGUGGAAGGAGCUUCAGAGAAUAUCUGCGGAAUUAAUUUUUCUCACUCCCAGGCUAGAACUGUUUUUGACAUAUCCUCCCUCUUUUCUUUCCCAAGAGAACUAUUCAUUCUUCAAAAUCCAUUAUAAAAAUCAUUUCUUCCAGAAAACCUUCCCCCCUCUUCCUCCUCAGGACCUUCCCCAGCUUUUGCCCCUCUGGCCUAGCCCUGAUGCCAUGGGACUGGGGGUGUCAGCGUCCAACUCUCUUUCUCCCAGACUAGGAGGCCUCUCAGGGGCUCCAACUUUACCCAGCACCGUCUGGGCACAGGAGAAUGGCAGGGAGGAUGGGCCUAGUUGACUUAUGUGUUGGAGGCAGGGUCAGUGUGUGACUACAUAUCCACAUGUGUGUCUGUCUGUGUCUGUCCAUGCAAACCUUUCACUCCACACAGACCUGGGUACGUACAAAGUGUUUGAGCUAGAUUGAGGCUAAGCUGCAGGACACAAAAUGCAGAGAGAAGGGACAAAGAGGAAUCCAGGGGGUUGGAAUAAUUUUGAAACCAGAAAGUACCUUUAUUGGCACCACAGGGCCCAGAGAGGAGCAAGGCUUUGCCCAGAGCCACCCAGCAAGUGGAUACAGAGUCUAGCCUUGGAUGACACUUCUGAACUUUUGCCACCUCAUCUAGGGCAUCUGGGGUUCUGAGCCCUGGUGGGGUCUUGGAUCUUCUUCAUGCAAGGGGCUGACGCCAGAUUUCAACAGAUCAGGGAAAGCUUAAGGGCACAUAGGCCUGUGACAGGGCAGAUGUGGGGUGUGACAUCAAGGGAUACCUUGGAUGGAGCCAAACCCCACUGCUGAGGAAUAGAGACAGAGUAAAAACACAUAGACAGGUGAGAACAUGCCCCAGUAAAACGGAGAUUUUUGAGGGGGAGAGAUGCAGAGACAAGGGAGAACAGCACAAAAGAGUUGGGAAGGAAGAGGGAGCUGUUCUCACUCUCACUUGUCUGUCCAUGAAGGAUUUACAUAAAAUGAGGAGGUGCCCAUCUACAUCCCCAAUUCCCCUCUCAGACCCCAGAGCCUGAAAUCUCGCCACAUCCCCCUUCCCAUCAGAGAUGCAAAAAACUUAACACCCAACUAGAAAUCCUUGGGACCUCUCUCGGCUGGGAUCUCAGAGCCUUUCUGUCCCCCACCAUUACCCCCUGUGCUGUCCAUUUUGCAGGUGGGGACACUGAUGGGCGGGACAGAGUGGGGACAGCCUGGAGCUUCCCAGAACUCUGCUGCCCUGGGGGUGGUGGGACUCAGUCCCAAAUCACGGCCCCCAUCUGCUCCCUGAGCACCCUUUCCUAAGAAUCGUUAAGGACCAAAGUUGUCUUUGCUGACACAUGUUGCUUUUCUCUUUGCCUUUAUUGUUUUAGAGAGAAAUCAAGUAGACGGUGUCAAGUAAGAUCCCCCAGGCCCCGCCCAGCCAUACUGGCUCUCUGGAGACACAGGUCACAAGCAGAGGGUCUCUCAUGCACCUCUCAAGGGCCACAUAGCCAGGGCCCUUGAACCCCACUCCUGUCCCCAGCUCCCCAAACUGGCCAAGCAAUCUCAGAGGCCACCCCCUCCACGCACCUUCUCUUAGCAUGUGAUUGCAAAUGUGAAAUCAAAACGUUGUUUGUUUUUUUGUUUUGUUUUUUAAUUACACCCCGUUGGUCCAGCAUCUGCACAGAUGCCCUCAUUUCUCUGUAAAUAUGUGACUUGGAACAAAUGUUUAAAACAAACGAGAAGUGGUCAUGAAUGCAUGGUGUUGAGAUGUUUUGCACUAUUCUGACUUUUUGGUCUCUGUAAAAAUAUUUUAUUAACAGCAGACAUUAAAAAAGGGA
Molecule: messenger RNA, 9573 nt
Organism: Nycticebus coucang (slow loris)
Lineage: Eukaryota; Metazoa; Chordata; Mammalia; Primates; Lorisidae
Gene: UNC13A
Product: unc-13 homolog A
Exons: 45
Coding region: 142-5322 (1726 amino acids)
Biological process (GO): synaptic vesicle maturation; synaptic vesicle priming; neuromuscular junction development
Cellular component (GO): synaptic vesicle membrane; presynaptic active zone cytoplasmic component; plasma membrane
Molecular function (GO): calcium ion binding; calmodulin binding; syntaxin-1 binding
Source: RefSeq, a predicted model, not a curated record